GCUUCAGUAACCAAACUGUACAGUAUAGUCUAGCAGUUUAGCUCUGAGUGAUUCUGUGAAAUUAGAGGAGAUAUUCCUGCAGCUGCUCUUCAGGGAUUGCUGUUGUUAGCGGGGAGAAAAAGGAGAUCUUGUGAUGUGUGUGAGUGUAUGUAUAUGUGAGAAGAUGCAGAGAGCAUUUUACUGAGUUCUUUGGCCACUGGGAAGCAUUGAAAGACAGAGAGAGUGAAGAGAGCAGAGGAGGCAGAAACAGCUGAAGUACAGAGCAGCUCUGGCUGUUUCCUAAUACUCUGGCUUUUUUGGGUGCCUCAGUCAAUGACAACAUGGAUUCUUUCACUGGAAUCUUCAUCAGGCUGCUGUAUUUGGCUGCUUUUCAUUACUGGAAUGUUUUAGUAGCAGGAAAUAAAUAUAAUUGUGAUGAUCAACUGGUGUCUGCCUUACCUCAGUCAUCAUUCAGCAGUUCAUCAGAGCUAUCCAGCAGUCACAGCCCAGGAUUUGCAAGGCUUAAUCGAAGAGAUGGUGCUGGUGGCUGGACUCCAUUAGUGUCAAAUAAAUAUCAAUGGCUUCAGAUCGAUCUUGGUGAAAGAACUGAAAUCACUGCUGUUGCUACCCAAGGUGGAUAUGGGAGUUCUGACUGGGUAACAAGCUACCUCCUGAUGUUUAGUGACAGUGGAAGCAACUGGAAGCAAUAUUGUCAAGAAGAAAGCAUUUGGGUUUUUUCAGGAAACACAAAUGCAGACAGCGUGGUGUAUUAUAAACUCCAGCAUUCCAUCAAAGCAAGAUUUCUACGGUUUGUCCCUUUGGAUUGGAACCCAAAUGGAAGGAUUGGAAUGCGGAUUGAGGUCUAUGGUUGUGCUUAUAGGUUCUUUUCCCUAUGUUCUACAAUAUCUGUAUGAAACUGCUGGGUGAGGUCAUCUGGAGAUUUGAGCUGGAUUAUCAACAAUAUUUGGAUGACACUUGUGCUUCUGGA
Messenger RNA from Sphaerodactylus townsendi, 967 nucleotides. RefSeq names its product contactin-associated protein-like 4. The record is from RefSeq and is a predicted model, not a curated record. Lineage: Eukaryota; Metazoa; Chordata; Lepidosauria; Squamata; Sphaerodactylidae. The coding region runs from base 321 to 893 and encodes 190 amino acids. The transcript is spliced from 5 exons.